Molecule: messenger RNA, 1148 nt
Organism: Aspergillus versicolor CBS 583.65
Lineage: Eukaryota; Fungi; Ascomycota; Eurotiomycetes; Eurotiales; Aspergillaceae
Product: H(+)-transporting V1 sector ATPase subunit D
Exons: 7
Coding region: 7-732 (241 amino acids)
Biological process (GO): vacuolar acidification
Cellular component (GO): vacuolar proton-transporting V-type ATPase complex; fungal-type vacuole membrane
Molecular function (GO): proton-transporting ATPase activity, rotational mechanism
Source: RefSeq, a predicted model, not a curated record
GGGUUGAUGAAGAGUAAACUAAAGGGCGCGGAGACUGGCCACAGUUUGCUAAAGAGGAAAAGUGAAGCUUUAACAAAGCGUUUCCGCGAGAUAACCCGACGAAUCGAUGAAGCCAAACAAAAGAUGGGGCGGGUCAUGCAGGUUGCUGCAUUUUCCCUGGCGGAAGUGAGCUACGCUGUUGGUGGUGAUAUCGGCUACCAGGUCCAAGAGUCCGCCAAACAGGCCCGAUUUCGAGUCCGGGCGAAGCAGGAUAACGUUUCUGGUGUUCUGUUGCCUCAUUUUGAAAGCUACACGGAAGACUCCAUCAACGACUUUGGCUUAACUGGUCUUGGAAAAGGUGGACAACAGGUACAACGCUGUCGCGAGACUUAUGCCCGCGCGGUCGAGACCUUGGUCGAACUUGCGAGUCUACAGACUGCGUUCGUCAUCCUUGACGAAGUGAUCAAGGUUGUCAACCGAAGAGUAAAUGCUAUUGAACACGUUAUCAUUCCACGAACAGAAAACACCAUCAAAUACAUCAAUUCCGAACUCGACGAGCUCGACAGAGAAGAAUUCUACCGACUCAAGAAGGUGUCGGGCAAGAAGCAGAGGGAUGUUGCAGCAGCUGAUGCUGAAAUUCAAGCCGCGCGCGAGAAGGAGGCCCAGAAACAGAAACAAUUGGGCGAUGCCACUGAAGAGCCAGAGGCGCCUGACGUUCUAGGGGAACAAGAAGACACAGAUGUUAUUUUCUAGCAUGUUUAUUCCCAUUUACUUGUAUGUAGUGUAUUUCCUUUUGGCAUUCAAAUGUUUCUUGCCGUUUGCUGUUACUUUAGUUUCUUCGGCCUAAAGGAAAGGCCAUACCAUACAUGCAUGCAUGUUGUAGCAUUUCGCAUACUCCAUAGUUGCGAUUAGGUAGCUCAAACCCAUAAAUCCAGCCCCCAACGCCCAUAAAAAAAAAGAAAUAAGACAACGAUAAGCAGCUCAUUGUCUCUGGAAUGUAACCCGAAUUGGCUUCCCCUCCGGGCCCAUCGGCAUCCCCGAUGUAGCUUCUUUCGCACUGAUAGCGCCAGAUUCGCUCUCGUACUCCACAAAUGCAAUUCCCUUUCUCCCCGGUACCAGUCUGACUUCCUGGAACCCUUCGAACCUUCCAAAAACACUCGUGAGAGUCU